AUGCAGCCAGGACAGCCACUACCACCAGGAGGACCUCCGCCGCAGCCGCCGCCGCCGCCUCCUCCUCCUCCUCCGCAUCCUCCGCAAACAUCAGGACGACCUCAGACCCGAGCUCCCGGCAGCUUCUCGCCUCUGCCGGGAGCUGCGAGCCCCUCCAUCGAGUCAACAAGUCGGCAGCCAUCGGUCCCGACGAAGCCGCCGCCCCUGCGCAUCGAUUCUUCCGGGAGCGAUGACAGUCUUGAAGCACCUUCUAUGCCCAUAGCUGCAUCGCGACAACGACCCGGCUCGCCCGCGACGCCCAUAUAUGCCCAGUUUGCCACAGCGCAUGCAAACUCAAGCAGCUCCAACGCACACCAAAACUUCUCCCGGCCGGCCCCCGGCCCAAGUCGUCAGGCACCUCCAGGAUUGUCGUCGCCUGUGCUGACGAGCCAUUCGAGGAAGCACUCGGCCACGCAGGGUUAUUUUGAUUCCACUCUCCCUUCCACCACUACGUCCAACCUCUUUCACGUCAGCAUGAGUGCCGCCGCCGGUCAAGCGGCGGCGGCGGCGGCGGCAGCAGCGGCAGCGUCGAGCGGAUCGUUAUCAGCUAGCCAAAUUGCCGCCCAGGCCGCGGUCAUGUCGCACCUCAACACUUCUCAUGCUCGCCAGCGAUCACAGACUGUGCCGUUUCCCGGUGAAGGCGCAGAUGGUAUGCGGCGUGCCAGCGGAUCCAAAGUGCCGCUCAGUCCGCCCAUUCUGAGUCUCACCGAGGCCAGUGCGCCCCGAGAUUCCGCCUUUGCUGGGCAUGGCGGCCAGCACUACGAUAAAGCUGCCGGGCCUCACUCGUCGGCCGCGACGGCAGCCGCCAAUGUUGUAUUCCCACGAUCAGGUCACAGCUCUCCAAGGGACAAAUCCGUCUCUCCGCAGCCUUUUCCACCCUUCCCGCCUGUGCCGCCACUACCCGCCACCGUUCCGGAGAAAUCAAAGACGGAGAAGUCGAAGCACAAGUUGUUCUCAAGGCCAGGAAAGGGUAGUGGCGGCAGCAAGGGCGAGGCCAAAGACAAGAACCUCCAAAGUCCCGGCAAGAUAGGAAGCGCCCUGUCUGCCUUGCAACGAAGCAACUUCAGUACCAGUAGUCUCGUAGACCAACCUGCCCAGUCACUCUAUAGUCUCAACAACUCAUCCUCUGCUACCAUCAGGCCCAUCGAGGUGUUCACGGAAGAAAAGGUCAAGGAGAAGGAGAAGAAACACCACCACUUUCUGUCUCGCCAAAAGCAAAAACUCAAGGACGAAUACCACUUGCCCCUUUCUUCAGCCUCAAGUAAUUCCAGACCGACAGACCCCAAUGCGCCCAGCAGCCUGUACAAUUUCAGCGUGCCUGCCAGCCCAGGUCCAGCGACGUCGACGUUUUCCAAAGGAAAGAAGGACAAGAAACUUGGCGAGAGGACGGACAGUCGCCUGGACACCGAAUCGACCUUCAACCUGGCGAGUGAGUGGUCUACAUCCUCGGGGUGGGCCCCCUUGUCGCAGCAGUCAACCUUGCAUGAUGUGGCAGAGCCUGGAAAGGCCGUCAGCCAGAGCAACCUGGCUCUCGACGAAGCUUGGCCCUAUCUGAAGGCAAAGCUGCUCGUUGUUUUCGAAGGCGAGGAUCUCCGUCUCCCGGUCGAGGACUUCAACCGUGUGGUUCAGACACAUAUUCAGUGGUGUAUCCACAAAAGGUCGCCCAACUCAAUGGUGGACGACCUGCGAGACUUGCUGGCCACGGGGUUCUCGGUACAAGACAGGACCCUGCGCCUGACACCCGAGGACCAGUUCAUCCCGGCACUCGUGGAACUCUGGAUGUUCACAUUCACAACCAUCCUGCCGUACAUGCAGUCGGUCUUCCUCCCUCUAGACUUGGAGGUCUCGGGCUGCGGCGUCAUCAUGACGCCCGAGCAAGCUCGAGACUUUUGGGGCGGGGCGGCCGCGUCCCUGUCGUCUCUCGGCAACAAGCCCAAGCCCAAGCCCAAGCCCAAGGCCGCGGCCGCGGCGCUGCUGGACGUCAGGAGACUCGUCCUCACGGCCUACCGCGACAUUGUUGUCCUGCCCCGGCACGACACCCUCAAGACGAUAUUCUCCCGCCUGUCCCUCGAGUUUCUGCCGUCGUCGUUUGCGCACACGGCGCUGGCCUCCCCGCCUCUGGAGAGGAUGCUGUCGUCGUCGCCGGCCGAGUCGCAGCAGUCCUUCGCCGCUCGUCCGGGCACCGCCGUGUCGGUCGAUCCUCUGGUUGGGAGCUACAACUCUACAAGCACGACAUUGCUCGGCGAGGGCUCAGAACGGGGGCGAAGCCGCGCGGUCAGCAACGUCAGUUUUGGCAGUCACGGUAGCGACGGCGCAGCUGCCAUUCGCCCCUUUACCCCGUCGGGUCUGCCUGCGCUCAGCAGCGUUCGAGAGCAGAAUGUGGAGGACUCGAAGCAGCUGACGGACAUGGUGGGCCGGAUGCUGCAGUGCAUGAGCGUCUUGUCCAGCAUCGGCGGCGUGGGCGACGUCGACGAGGGGAGCAGGAAGAUUGAGGAGCUGUGCAAGAUGCUCAAGCUUAACUGGUUGGGAAGAGGGAGGACGGGGAGAAACCGUAGGGGUAUUGUGGGCGGCAGGAUACGACGCGACGAGGCAAGGGAAGGAUUGCGGGUUGCUUGA
Molecule: messenger RNA, 2655 nt
Organism: Metarhizium album ARSEF 1941
Lineage: Eukaryota; Fungi; Ascomycota; Sordariomycetes; Hypocreales; Clavicipitaceae
Product: HbrB-like protein
Exons: 1
Coding region: 1-2655 (884 amino acids)
Biological process (GO): TORC2 signaling
Cellular component (GO): TORC2 complex
Source: RefSeq, a predicted model, not a curated record